Thelazia callipaeda (thelaziosis nematode) is the source of this 1317-nucleotide messenger RNA. Lineage: Eukaryota; Metazoa; Nematoda; Chromadorea; Rhabditida; Thelaziidae. The record is from the annotation of a GenBank genome assembly.
AUGUCCAUUUAUGCAACACCAUGUCGUGUCUUAUAUAGAAGAAUUGGUGGGAUUCUUCCAAGCACUUCUUCCAGUGCACUAUUGUGCUCCCCUAAAGCAGCUAUGGUGAAUAACGGCAGUAAACGUAGUGUUACUGAUGAUCCUUUGUAUGCUAUAUUAUCAGAGUUCAAGACUUUUCCAGUGGUUCAAGGGUUCAAUCAGUUUAUCAAGGACUCUUGUAACUUCGCUCAAAAUCUAGUUGAAAAUGCUAGCUUAAGUGGUACUGCUCUUGACCCAUUAGGUCUUUACAUAUGGUGGAAGCCUUCAUCGUGGUAUCGAGUAAUGUUGGAAUCUCUUCACACAAAUUACGACUUAUCUUGGCUAGCUACUGUAAUAUCUGGUAACGUUUCAAAGUUUUCGGCAGUUUAUUUUAUUUACAAAACUACAUUGUUAAUUCGAAUGGCUACCUUCUAUUUACCUGGGAUGAUUUUAUGGAAAAAAACGAGAAGGAGAAAAAUCGAGCUUUCAUUAUUGUCUCAAAUGCGGAGUGGAUUUGUGUCAUGCGCAUUAUAUUCUUCGAGUUUUGGACUUUUCAUAACACAAUACUGUGGUUUAAAAAAAAUGGCUGAUACAGUUUAUCCUGGCUGGACUGCAGGUGGUUUAUUAUCGUUCACCGAUUUAACCGUACCAGAUCCAGUAGUGUUACCAUUUGUUACUGCAAUUUGUUUUGCUAUCACUAGUAAGAAAUGGAUUGAAACAUUAGAAAUGCAAAAAACUGUUAGUAAAUGGUUGCUCGGAAUAAAACCAGACAACGCCAUAUAUCCUAUUGUUGCAUGUUCAUAUUUUGUAGCAUGCAAUGUUCCUUCGAUUGUGUGUAUCUAUUGGAUAACUUCAAGCAUAGUUAGUAAUGUACAUGCAACAGUGUUAAAAAACCAUUUUGUGCGAUCUUUAUUGCAUAUACGGCCACUAAAUUCUUUUUACGAGGAAUUUCGCCGCAUUGAAUUGCUAACCAUCAUCAAUGAAUUAAAAAUGAAAAGAACUGAAGUCAUGACAGCAACUGUCAAAAAGAGUGACGAGGCUGCAAAAGAGUCGUCUGAAGCACGGCAGUUAAAUAAACUACAUGUACAAGAAACAAAGAAUGCGGACUUUGAAGAUGACUCAUUAUUCCAGAAACCGUGUAUUAAGCAAGUCAACUUGUCGAAUUCAAAAAUUGCAAAACUGAUGGAGGAGCAGAAACAAGAAUCGGCUGCAUCUGCCAGAGUUGGAAAAUCAAAAUUGUUGAUAAAGUCUCAUAAUUCAGCUCUUGACAUUAAUAAAAUUGUGAUAAGUGAGGAUUGA